Molecule: messenger RNA, 1799 nt
Organism: Puntigrus tetrazona (Sumatra barb)
Lineage: Eukaryota; Metazoa; Chordata; Actinopteri; Cypriniformes; Cyprinidae
Gene: cldn10e
Product: claudin 10e
Exons: 5
Coding region: 230-1183 (317 amino acids)
Biological process (GO): cell adhesion; bicellular tight junction assembly
Cellular component (GO): plasma membrane; bicellular tight junction
Molecular function (GO): structural molecule activity
Source: RefSeq, a predicted model, not a curated record
UGGAGAGUCAUAGAUUCACAUCAGCACAAAAAAGAAUUAGGCUUCGUGUCCAGACUCGGGCGAAACUGAUUCUGAAGAAGAACGUUUAAAGGAUCGCGAACUGACAUGUUGAGAGCGCCGAAGACCGAGAAAGAGAUGCUGGAAACGAGAAUGUUUUCUUAAAAAAGACAGACUACAAAAUAAUAAGAAGUGUGAGGUAGGUGGUUUAGAUAAGCGGGUAAAAGCAAAGAUGAAGAUCCGUGCAAUGCAGAUCUGGGGCUUCCUUUUAGCGGUACUGGGGUGGAUCUUUGUCGCCUGCUCCAUGGCCAUGGAGGGCUGGAAGGUCUCCACUAUCGGAGGGCAAGGUGGGAACUCCGUCAUAAAGGUGGGCUGGUACUGGUCCAGUCUGUGGAGGGCCUGCUUCACGGACUCUGCUUCUACAUCCAACUGCUACGACUUCCCCGUUCUGUGGUCCGUUCAAGGUUAUCUUCAGAUUGUGAGGGCUCUGCUCAUGUCUGGGAUGGCUGUUGGAGUGCUGGCCUUCAUCCUGAGUCUCGUGGGAAUGGAAUGCACUUACAUUGGAGGAAAAGACAAAGAGAAGAACCGAUCCAUGUUCACAGGAGGCAUCUGUCACAUAACAAGUGGUAUGCUGGCUGCCUCUGGUUAUGCACUUUAUGCUCAGCAUGUUUCUGCAGAGAAUUUCAACCCCAGAUUUGAUGGACUGCAAUUUGACUUGGGAACCCCCUUGUUUCUUGGAUGGGCCGGAUGCGCUUUUCAGAUCAGCGGAGGGAUUUUCUUCCUAGUAUCAGCCUGCAAGAUCCGGUCUUUGACACACAGCAGCGAACCAGCACUCAGCGUUCCCGUCGCAGAGGACAAUGCCUUGCGUUCCUCUCAAACAAACGUUUCCAUCAUAUCUGAACUCUCCACAAAAUCCAACGUCUCAGCCGUAUCUGAGCUCUCCUCAAAGUCAGAAACAACAGCUCUGUCAAAUGCGCUAUCAAAGAGCACGCACAUCUCAAGAAGCAGGCGUCCCUCAAGAACCAGACGCUCUGAUAAAUCGAGAGGCUCUAUCAAAUCGGACGUGUCGCGAUCGGUGAGCUCCUCGCGGUCCUCGAGGAUCAGCAGAUCACAUUUCAACAGCAAGAAAGAGCCUGCUUCUUCUGGAGGCACUACACAUCACUUCAUCAAGAACUCCUACCUCUGAAACGCUGAGCUUGGAUUACUGAAUCUGGUUAUGAUCUGGAAAAGACAAAACGGUGAUGUCCAGUGUAGUGCUCUAUAAAUCACUCUUUUAUUUGCUCAUAACAAAACAACCCUACACUGGACAGCUGAACAGUGUUACUACAGAUCCCAAGGAACUCGGGUUUAGAGUCAUUUAUUGGUGGAUUCAUUCUUUGAGAAUUAUAGAUUGCGUAUUAAUUAAACAGAGCAUUACUGCCUAUGGAUUACUGAAAUGCGAGUUAGACCUAUUUUUCUUCAUGACUUCAUUUUAUAUCCAGUAAAAUUGAUUUAAUAAAACAAUGAAAGAUGACAAUCAUUUUUUUUAAGAUGUCCUAAAUACAUAUCUGUGUAUUACGAGCCUAUAUGAAUCUGAUAAUAACAUUAACUUUUGUGUUUUCUGAAAUGUUAUUUGAAAAUAUUGUUGAAAUAUGAUUUUUUAUAUAUAUAUAUAUAUAUAUAUAUAUAUAUAUAUAUAUAUAUAUUUAAAAAAACUUCCUAACAGAAACUUUUCUAAGCUUUUCUUGGGACCUAAAAGAAUAUUUAAUAAUAAAUCAAUUAAGUAAUAAUUUCCUGUAUACAUUUAUCAAAACACAAUUAAA